AGUAACACAGUAACGACUUUGUACCCUAAGUUGUGUUGAAAUUAGUUCGUUUUCAAUGUUGAAACGAAGAUAGUCGCUUCUUUUCUGAAAGCGUACUGAAGAACAACAAAAUGAGCUCGCCAACCAGUCCACCAACAUUUGUAUCACAAAGAUCAUUGUCGGAAGCUACUGAAGUUGAAUACAGUGAAGCUAAUAAGAUAUCGUUAGAUAUUACCGAUACAAGUGUGUCGAGAAUACCAAAAUGUGCAAGAUGUAGAAACCAUGGAGUCGAUCGCGAAUUAAAAGGACACAAGGAGAAGUGCGAUUACAAGGAUUGUACAUGUCGUUCGUGUUUGGUUGUCGUUGAGCGACAGAAGAUAACAGCUGCGAGAGUAGCACAUUUGAGACAACAAAGAAAAAUUGCCGGCAAACGAGGUUUACCUGGUCACGAUUAUCCAGAGUAUAAUCCUUUGACAGAAGAAGAAGAGUAUGUCUUAUCGAGACAUCUACAGAGGAAGAGCUCUUCGGACGACGAAAAGUCGGACGCUACAUCUCCACGCCAUGUAGAACCCAUGCCACGUUACAUCAGCAGAAGACAUCACCCAGACCUAACCCAUCCAUCGGAAUUACCACCGGAGCGAGUUGUGACGUUGUAUGAAGAAAGCCACGUCCGUUUUCCACGAUAUUAUGAAAAGCGUUAUCACCACGACAAUUCCGAACGUCAUUCAGACCACAGACAAACUUCACGGCACCAACAUGUUCACGAUUAUCAUUAUGCGCCAAGUGGACAUUAUUUUCAUCCUUAUCGCCGGCACUAUCGAGAAAUUGUUCGAAACACUAAUCGUAUCAGCAGGGGCGGAGCAAGAUCUCCACAUCAGAUUGCUUACUCUUCAAGAAAUCACGAGAGUUUCAAUGAUGAGAGGUCUUACAAAAACUUCAAACCGGUUAAAGAAACAAGUGUAAACUCGUCCUCCGAGGAAGAGAACAAACAGAGUAAAAAAGAAGCUGAUGGGUUGGAAAGUUCCGCUGCACAAAAAGAGAAAAAUACAAAAUCAACGGAAGAUGAAGAAGAGAUGCAAGAAAGUGCGUUGAACGAGAAUAGAAAAACAAAAAGGUUAGAAGUGCUUUUAAUCAUGUUUCCUGAAAUGAAAGAAAACUACCUCGAAAAUAUUCUUCGAUCGCAUCAAUAUGACAUUCAGUCCGCAGUGGCACAGCUUCUUCGCAUAAACAUCGUUGCAACGAGAGAGCAGCCAUUUUAUCCUGUCUACCUACCAACCAGGUGUUCAUGCUGUUCGUCACCAGGCUCUUAUUACCAUGAAGACUAUUCCGCAUCACGUCACGAAGACCGCCAGGAAAACAAAGAAGCCACGAAGGAGAAAAAAUCAUUGUCAGCAUUCACUCUUGUCAGGCGAACACCGUCUAACGAUGGAGAAUAACUGAAAUUGCAUAUAACCGGUAGCCGAAAUUGUGCAAAAACUGAUUACUUUAUUCAGUUUGGGUAUCGCAACAGAGCAAUAGAGAUUUUUAGCUAAAUCAGUUUGACUUUUUUCACUUUUUUUAGAGAUGAAACUUCCUUAAACUAGUUCGAAUUCAGGUUUUUUUCUUUGAAGAUUAUUGAAGAAAAUAUAGUUUGGGA
Hydractinia symbiolongicarpus is the source of this 1615-nucleotide messenger RNA. Its product is annotated as doublesex- and mab-3-related transcription factor A1-like. Gene Ontology annotation, molecular function: ubiquitin binding; RNA polymerase II cis-regulatory region sequence-specific DNA binding; DNA-binding transcription factor activity, RNA polymerase II-specific. The transcript has 4 exons. Gene Ontology annotation, biological process: sex differentiation; regulation of transcription by RNA polymerase II. Lineage: Eukaryota; Metazoa; Cnidaria; Hydrozoa; Anthoathecata; Hydractiniidae. The coding region runs from base 111 to 1415 and encodes 434 amino acids. The record is from RefSeq and is a predicted model, not a curated record. Gene Ontology annotation, cellular component: nucleus.